UUUUUUUUUUUAAUGUCAGGGUAGCAACAUCCGAGGUUGAAGGCACAUACUCCAGUUCACGAUGGCUUCUCCGUCGGCAUCUGAGAAGCAGCAACAGCAUGUCCGCAAGAGCAUAGACUCAUCAUCGGGCGACCGAACCGCCGCUGCGACACCGGACGUCAACAUGCUCCGGGACGACAAGCACAUCCCCGACGACUCGAGUCUAUCACACAGCCGAUCGAGCAGAGACGACUCCAGCGACGACAAUGGCAACGACCUCGCGCCGCAGCAAUCCAAUGCUUCUUCAGUAUGGGCCGUUGACAGCAUGUCAUUCCCCCGCGAAGCCAUGUUCGUAAUCAUUUGCUGCAUGGCCCAGUUCUGCACUCAGGCCGCCUACAUGGAAACCCUCGUCCUCCUCCACGUCAUCGGCGGCUCCUUCCACGUAGACAACCCAGCCCGCCUAGCCUGGCUCGUCGCCGGCUACUCCCUCACCGUCGGUACCUUCAUCCUCUUCUCGGGCCGCCUCGGCGACGCCUUCGGCUACAAGCGCAUGCUCAUCAUCGGCUUCGCCUGGUUCUCCGUCUGGUCCCUCAUCGCCGGCCUCAGCGUCUACUCAAACUUCACCCUCGCCGUCUUCUCCCGCGUCCUCCAGGGCAUCGGCCCGGCCAUCUGCCUCCCCAACGCCCUCGCCCUCUUCGGCGCCGCCUACCCGCCAGGCCACCGCAAGGCCAUGGUCUUUUCCUUCUUCGGCGCCGUUGCGCCCAUGGGCGGCGUCGUCGGCGCCGCCAUCGCCUCGACGCUCGAGCUCGAGUGGUGGCCCUGGGCGCUGUGGGCCCUCUCCAUCUGGCUCGCGAUCCUAGCCGUCGCGGGGUACUUCAUCAUCCCCGAGCCGCACCACGCCAAGCUCGAUCGCCCCCCGAGGACGCUGAGCGACAUGUUUGUCGAGCUCGAUAUCCCCGGCGCCGUCACGGGCAUCGUGGCGCUGGUCCUCUUCAACUUUGCCUGGAAUCAGGCGCCCAUUGACGGCUGGAAGACGCCCGAGGUCCUCGUCCCGCUCAUCCUCGGCCUCGUCCUCUUUGGCGUUUUCACCGCCAUCGAGUUCAAGUACGCCGAGAAGCCCCUGUUGCCCUUUGACGCCGUCAACGCCGACGUCGCCUUUGUCCUCGCGGCCGUCGUCUGCGGCUGGGCGACCUUUGGCGUCUGGACGCUCUACCUCGUGCAGAUCCUCCAGGAGAUCCGCACGCUCUCGCCCCUGCUCACGUGCGCGUGGUUCUCGCCCGUCGUGGUGACGGGUGGCCUCGCGGCCGUCAUCACGGGCAAGCUGCUCGGCCCGCUCAAGGUGCGCCCGCCCGUCGUCAUGACGAUGGCGCUCGUCGCCUUCACAGUCGGCGUCAUCCUCACGGCCACGGCGCCCGAGAACCAAAUCUACUGGGCGCAGAUCUUUGUCUCCAUGAUCAUCAUGCCCUUUGGCAUGGACAUGAGCUUCCCCGCCGCGACGCUGAUCCUGUCGAACGCCGUCAAGAAGGAGCAUCAGGGCAUCGGGGCGAGUCUGGUCAACACGGUGGUCAACUACGGCAUCGCGCUCGGCGUCGGGUUCGCCGGCACGGUCGAGGUGCAUGUCAGCAAGGGCACGGGGACCAAGGAGGAGCAGUUCAAGGGAUUCCGGGGCGCGUUGUACAUGGGUGUCGGGCUCGCUGGGUUGGGACUGUGCGUUGCGUUGACGUUUUUGGCGAGAGAGUGGCGGCAUCGGAAGGGCGGUUCAGGGAACGAGGAGAAGGCUGCCGAGGCGCAGACGGGGAACUCAUGAUGAGACUUUUCAUAGAAUAGAUGAGGUAGCUGCUCGGCGCAGCCAUAGAAUAGAUAUUGAUAGACAACAAAGUUUUGUUCACAAA
Molecule: messenger RNA, 1871 nt
Organism: Colletotrichum godetiae
Lineage: Eukaryota; Fungi; Ascomycota; Sordariomycetes; Glomerellales; Glomerellaceae
Product: major facilitator superfamily transporter
Exons: 2
Coding region: 62-1786 (574 amino acids)
Biological process (GO): transmembrane transport
Cellular component (GO): membrane
Molecular function (GO): transmembrane transporter activity
Source: RefSeq, a predicted model, not a curated record